AGCCGCUGGCUCACGCCAGGUUGGCUCAAGCACUUUGAGAACGUUGCCUGUUCAACAUGGCUUUCCGUGCAAUGGCGGGGGGAAGCUCCCGCGCCCCCCGGUCGUCGCGUUGGCGGCGCUAGCGCUGCUUGCUAGGAGGGGGGCGCGUGCAGCUCGGUUCCAGCCCCGCCUGGAGGAGGAGGGCGCCGCCGGAGACGCCGAGGCGGGCUCCGCUCAGCUCGGCUUCGCCGUGCGGGUCCAGGGCGGAGACAGCGGCGGCAGCGGGGGCCACAGGAGAGCAGCCUCCACGUGGCGCUGCGCCGCUGCGAUGACGGCGGGGGCGCGUGGGCCUUCGCCGUCGGCCACGACGGGAGCGCCGCGGAGGCGACGGCGGAGAGGGCGCGCGGGCACAUGGCGCUGAGAGAUGGUGCUCCCUACCUGGAGUUCGAGGAGUCGCGAGGCGACAUGGCGGCCGUCGCCACGGACGUCAUGCACCUCCUCGGCCAGGCGCUCGGGCAGCGUGCCCCUGGCCAGCGGGAGGAGGUGGAGCACAAGGGCCAAGGCGUCUCCGUGACGCAUCGUGUGGGCUGGCACGUGGAGGAGGGCGCGCUGCAGGCCCUCACGGCGACGGCCAGCAUUGCCUUCACGCCCUCCGACGGGCAGCGGCACGUCCUGGGGCGCACACGGCUGCAGGCCACGCCCGCGGGGCACGUGCUGGUCAUGCCCCCGCCGUGCUCUGCGUCAUCGUCGAUGCUCGAGGUGGUGGAAGCGGGAGUCCCUGGGAGGGAUGCGCUGAGGUUACUGCAGGAGGUGCUUAAGCGGGUCGUGGACGGGAAGAGCCUGGACGAGAGCUUCAAGCAGUGGGCGGUGACGAUGCGCGAAGUCGGCGGGAAACUGCAAGAGCAGGUCGCGAGCGGACUUGGCAAGAACAAGGCGGAGCGGGACGCCCUAGCCACCAUCAUCGUGGACCGCGUCUUCACGCUGGACUUGAGGGUAUACCUGGAACCCCUUGACUCUCUGCACAGCACCAUCUUCGAGUUCGAGCGUGCCGCCGGCAAAUACUA
Molecule: messenger RNA, 1043 nt
Organism: Prorocentrum cordatum
Lineage: Eukaryota; Dinophyceae; Prorocentrales; Prorocentraceae
Source: the annotation of a GenBank genome assembly